Messenger RNA from Rubroshorea leprosula, 1884 nucleotides. NCBI's taxonomy places the organism in Eukaryota, Viridiplantae, Streptophyta, Magnoliopsida, Malvales, Dipterocarpaceae. The record is from the annotation of a GenBank genome assembly.
AAAUUGAGGGCUUAGAAAUGGUUUUGCCUAGAAGAAAUUAGUCCUAAGUUGCAGCUCACGUGAACGGAGUUAGAUAUUCUGUCUGCGUUGUUUGUCAGUAACUGGAAAAGACCACUGGGCACUAGGGAAGAAAGGUAAAGCAGAGCCUCAUUCCUCUGUCGAAUCCGACCAAAAAAACGUCCCUGUAGUCGUCGUUGCCCCUUCAUUUUCAGCAGCCCGAGAUGUGCACGGAAGAGGGCCUUUAACAACAACGCAAGGUACAAAGGAUUCAUCUUUCAGCUCCAUUUUCCGUCUCCCAUCUCUUCAACUUUCAUGGGGACUACUCUUCUUCUUGGGUCCCCUGCUAAGCUUUCUCUGUUUCCAUAUGGUUCUUCUGUAGGAGUGCAAGUUCCAAAGUGCAGGGCAUAUAACAACAUCCUAGGAAAAUGUUCUACUCUGAGGUUUCAGGGGCAUAUUGUGAAGCAUCAUGCUGGAGGAUACCACCAGAAAAGAAAUACAAAGUUUCUGGUGAAUGCCACCUCAGGUCACCCUCUCAAAUCUGAUUCAGAAGCUUAUGGUCCCAAAAGCACUUGGAGCUCCAUUCAAAAUGCCUUAGAUGCUUUUUACAGGUUUUCACGGCCUCACACAGUUAUAGGCACAGCAUUGAGCAUAGUUUCGGUAUCUCUCCUCGCUGUUGAGAAGCUUUCAGAUAUCUCUUCCCCUUUUUUAACUGGAGUAUUAGAGGCUGUGGUUGCUGCCUUGAUGAUGAACAUUUAUAUUGUUGGUUUAAAUCAGAUAUCUGAUAUUGAGAUAGACAAGGUUAACAAGCCUUAUCUUCCUUUGGCGUCAGGAGAAUAUUCCAUGUUAACUGGCAUGUUGCUUGUUACAUCUUUUUCCGUCAUGAGUUUUUGGCUUGGAUGGGUUGUUGGAUCAUGGCCAUUGUUUUGGGCACUUUUCAUAAGUUUUUUGCUUGGAACUGCAUAUUCAAUCAAUUUGCCGCUCUUGAGAUGGAAGAGGUUUGCGUUGGUUGCAGCAAUGUGCAUCCUAGCUGUUCGAGCAGUGAUUGUGCAACUUGCUUUUUAUCUUCACAUACAGACCCAUGUACUCGGAAGACCAACUGUCAUUUCAAAGCCCUUAAUAUUUGCAACUGCAUUCAUGAGUUUCUUUUCAGUUGUUAUAGCAUUGUUCAAGGAUAUACCCGACAUUGAGGGAGAUAAGAUAUUUGGAAUCAGAUCUUAUACUGUACGACUGGGUCAAAAGCGGGUCUUCUGGACUUGCAUUUCGCUUCUCCAAAUGGCAUAUGGUGUUGCAAUUUUAGUUGGGGCAUCAUCUUCCCACACCUGGAGCAAGAUGGUCACUGUUCUUGGUCAUGUUAUCCUGGCUUCAAUUUUAUGGAUCCGUGCCAAAUCUGUUGAUUUGACAAGCAAAGCUGCAAUCACAUCUUGUUAUAUGUUUAUUUGGAAGCUCUUCUAUGCUGAGUACUUUCUCAUACCACUUGUAAGGUGAGUACACAACCUUUUCAGGGAGCAACUGUUCGAGUGAUUCAAGAUAAGGAAAAUGUUAUGAGACCGUAAAUGGCACAUAUUGCAGCAGCAACGUUGUUAAUCACAAUGUACCAAAAAAUAAAAAAAUAAAAACUUUGUUAAUCACACUGUUAACCAUAAAGCGUUUACUGAGGAUCCAAAGAAUUAUUUCGCAGUUGUGUUAAGAAGAUUAAGAGUGAACAAAUAUUAGUAAUGCCCUAUGGUUCAUUGGCAUCUCUCCUCAUUACACGGGGGUUGAAGUUGGAAACUUGCAAUUAAUAUGUGAUUAGCACAGUCGAACUCCUGUAACAUGGUAUAAAAAGUGAUAUUUGUGGUGUAAACAGUUCCCAUUUCUCAGAAUUAAUAAUAAGUGAUACUGUGU